This is a messenger RNA of Tupaia belangeri chinensis (Chinese tree shrew), 690 nucleotides long. RefSeq names its product chromosome unknown C10orf53 homolog (gene CUNH10orf53). The transcript is spliced from 3 exons. The coding region runs from base 35 to 316 and encodes 93 amino acids. The record is from RefSeq and is a predicted model, not a curated record. NCBI's taxonomy places the organism in Eukaryota, Metazoa, Chordata, Mammalia, Scandentia, Tupaiidae.
UGUUGCUCCCUUGCCCGGCACGGGGAACUGGGCCAUGCCGGAGAACGCCGUGGUCAUCCUGCGCUACGGGCCAUACAGCGCGGUGGGCCUGUCGGUGGAGCACCGUACCUUCCGCCUAGAGGGCCUGCAAGCUGUGUUGGUCAAAGAUGGACACCAGGUCAUCCUGGAGAAGAUAGAGGACUGGAACGUGGUGGAACUGGCAGUGAACGGGGAGGCCGUCUUCCACUGCAACAUCAAGGACUUGGAGUUUGGAGGCGAUGGGAAGCUGGACCCCCUGUGUGAAGAGGCCAGGAUAGCUGUGCUGAAUGCCUACUGACCGCCGGAACAAGGAGGCUCAAGUUGCCAGACAGCAGCUGCCCCGGCCUCGUGGGAUGUGGGCAAAAGUGACCCCACCCCAGGCUGGGACACGGAGCAAGGCAAUGCGGCCGUCCUUCAGUCCUUCAGCCUAAACACUGUCGGGGUCUCCUCUGGCUACACCUACCCACAAAGAUAAUAAAACUGCAUUGUUUGCAGCGUCUCUCAAUCUCAACCCAUAGGGAGAACCUCCAAUAUCAGGUACGCAUCGAGCUGAAGGAAAUAAUAAAAUGCAAUCUAAUAACCACGUUGCAGCCUUCCUAAUAAUGCACAGUUGCCUUCUGGCAUUUGAGAUCCAGUUUUAUAGUAAGCGAAGCAAAAGCAAAGCACCAGAAA